GCACUUGGGGAAAAUGUACAGGUCAAAAAAGAGGUCAAACAAGAGCAGCGGAAAAGUCAAAAACAAAUGGAAACCAGUAGACAGAGACUAUCCAAACUGAAGUUGGAUGGAAGUGAACUAGUGACAAACGUAAGAGUUGCAGUAGACUCACGGGCGACCCAAGCAAGAGCAGAUGAAUCUAAUACGAAAACAUUAAGGUUGGAAAGGCUGGAAGCUGAGUCUAGGGCAGAUUCUGACAAAUUUGAUGAGAUCACUGACAAGUGGGGAAGUGCUAUGGACCAGGAACUUCCAGAAGAGUUGUAUAGGGAGCUACUGAAACAGAAGUCGCUUUGUGGGGCUGUCAUUGAUGAGAAAAACAGGUUAAUCAGUGAACUUCAGAAGGAAAUGUACAGGAAAGACGACCACUAUGUAAAACAGUUGAAGAAACAAGCAGAGGACAUAGAUCUAUUGAUGGAGCGAAUUGAUGAGCACAUAAAGUCACUUAAUCGUUCUUACAAGAAUGAGUUGAAUGACAUAGAGAAAGCCUUCGAGUCUGAAAGAAGGGAAUUGCUCCAAAAUAGCAAAAAGAAGUUGGAGCAUAUGAUGCAAACUAGACAAGACACCGAGUUAGAAUACAUGAAGAAACGAGACAAGUACGUGGAGGAGCACGACUUUCAGCUAGACCAUCUGCGUGGAAACGACUCGGAGGAGUUUAACCAGGUCAAAAUCAAGCUGGAAACAGAUGUACAGAUUUUAGAGCAACAGCUUCAACAGAUGAAGGCAACUUAUCAGUUAAACCAGGAAAAACUCGAAUACAAUUUCCAAGUCCUAAAGAAACGUGAUGAGGAGAAUACAAUUACCAAGUCUCAGCAGAAGCGCAAAAUAACCCGGCUCCAAGACGUUCUGAACAACCUGAAAAGCAAGGCUGUCAAACAAGAGAAGCAGUACAGGGAUGAGAACAAUAGCUUGACAGAUGACUACAAGAGAAUAUCUGAGCAGCUAGAAGAUUUACAAAAGAAGGGACGUCAUUUCCAGGUCACAGAUGCUAAGAGGUUCUAUGACAUCUGGUGCAUGAAUGAAGCCCAGGUCAAGAUGUUUGUAAAGAAAAUUCUAGAAGAGGAUAGGAUUAUUCAUGAGCAGCAAUUGGAUGUGCAAUGGCAGCCACCCGCCAUUUCUCUAGACAAUGAAGGGCCAAUCAUCAGUGGCAAAGACAAUCAGACAUUGAAUUCAGCCUCUGAAGCUGCCUCUAAGAUAAUGGCAGUGCAUGAGGGAAGAGAUCGGACAGGUAGCAGGGCGACCUCUGCAGCCAGCAAGGCAUCGUCCACAGACCAUCUCAGUAACCACCUCAUGAGAAGAAUAAUGGAGCUUUUAUCAUCUGAAUCGAAUUUCUUGAUGGAGGAAAAACUUGAUGAACUUUUAUCACCAAGAAGUGAGGAAGAGAAAUCUUUAAUACGUAUGGAUUCAAUAUUUUCGGUACUGGGAGUUGAGAGAGCAGAGGAUAUUGACAAAUUGAUGCCUUACUUUAUUAAAGACAGUUUUAUGCAGCCAGAUACCGCGACUCCGAGCCCCCAAGGAUCAGUUGCUCUAACGCAGCAGUUGGGAAUGAGACUGAUAGAGCGCAAUGAUGUUUUAAAGGCACUGCGUAGGUUUGCAGAAGACCACCACAAACCUGUCAUUGGCCAGCAGAAACAGCAGAGCAUGAAAAUCUCUGCCAUGGAAGAGAGAGACGAUUCAGGAGACUCCACUUACUGGCAGUCAUUCUUGCAACUUAUGAAUGAUAAGAAGGAGAGUGUGUGGAAGGCAUUGCUAAGCGGCCUUGAUAGCUACAGCAAUGUGUUGCAAGAAAGGUCCAGCCUGCUAAGUGAGACUCAGUCACUGAGGAGCCAGAAUGCAGAGCUCCAGUCUAUUCUGCACCAUUACAUAAAUUCCAAGGUGAAUGAAGAUUUAGUGAUACCACCUACCAAAGUUCUACAAGUGAUAUCGUCCAACAACAACCUAACAUCAAGACACAACUAGGCUAAUGGCAAGUUAUCCUCAUCUAGUGGAUUAGAAGAUAACUUUUGGCACUUUCACAUGGUAUAAACAUCUGCACGUAUUAAUGUAUAAUAAGGAUGUUGAUCCGGAUACAUCUACUGGGCAAGUUUUGUAUUAAACAUAUAUCACAACAUUACUUAGCCAAUUAUCAAGUUUUUCUGCCUCAUAUAAUAUUUUUUGAAAUAUAUUAAUAUUGCGACUGCACCACUCAACAUGGGUUUCGGUUAACCAUCUGGUUAAUUUGGUUACAUACCAUGCAGUUACUCUACUCUUCAAUGAUAAUGACGAAUCACUAAAAUCCAAUGUUUAAAAAUUGAUUAUAGAAAAGUUUGUUGAUUAUGAACGAGGAAAUUGUUUAUUUGUGCUGCUGCUCUGGAUGUUGACUAAGAUGUGCCUUUGAAUUUUAUUUUCACAUGUUAAAGACGUAUGUAAUUCACAUGUGUAAACUUGCAAUCAGUGUAUGUAAAAACUGUAUCAUAAAUAUAAGAAUAGUUCUCCUUAAACUAAUAUAUGUAAUCCUUUGUCAUUUAAAUUAUUUAAAAGUUAUUUUGACCUAUUAUUAACAAGUUAGGAGAAUGAAGUAAAAUAAGCAGUGGUUGCGAUCAGCUCAAGAGGAGGAAGCAAGUAAUUAAUAGCAUCAGCAUGUAAUAUAGAUCAAUAUCAGCACACAUUCAGCACAUUUUUAUUAUUCUUUUUUUCAAAUUGAGGCUCACGAUGAGGGGCAGCACCUGCAGGGGCAUGAAACUAGAUAAAUAUCUAGUUUCAUGUUCCUGAUUAUACCAUACGUAGCAGUUAAAUACCAAAAGUUGCAACUGGACCCCGCGCAUUUAAUUUGCUUAGAUCGUCGACACUCGAUGGUGGUUUUGGAACUAAAAUUUUUGGGGUGAAUUUCUUCAUUUUCCCCUCUCCAGGAGUUUACUCAAUACUACCCUGUAUGCGUGGAUAUCUUUUGUGUCGGUAUCUUAUUAUAUCUAUGACGCAGGUCCUAUGUAAUUUCUUGGCGACAUCUAGUCAUAUAUGUGUAAAUAGAUUACUUCACUGCGAGUUAUUGUUUCCUAAUAGCAGCUCAUAUUCCGAAUUAAAAAUGUGAGCGUUCUAUUUAGCUUAUCUGAUGGUGUUCUUCAGACGUUUCAUCUGAAUAUUUGGUUUAGUUUAAACCACAUAUUUACAUGCUACGUUUAUAUAGAGUAGAUGAGUUGAGAUAUCAGCUUUAAACAUCAAUUUCAACCCACACCCAUCAUUCUUUAACUUCUCUAUAUAGUAAUAUUAAAUUGUAUGAUGCUCACAAUAAAUUAAGGCUAUCACCAAGAGAUAGAGACAUAUAGUUACAUUAACUUUCCACACAUUGAAGGUUGAGUACGGAUUUGCUACCAAACCUUUGUGUUUAAAAUUCCUACUCAACUGUCGCCUUUACACCUUCGUGAAACCCUGCUGAAGCACAGCUUUUGUCAUGUAUAUUUUUCCGAAAUUUAUUUCCAUAGCUACAAAUACCCCAUUUUUUAUGUGAUUUCUAGACUUGGUGUACGUGUUGCAAACUUGCACAACGUGUUGCAAAUUAUUAAAUUUUCAGAUUGUGUAUUGUAAAGGUAAAACACUAACUAUUAAUAUAGCUAUACUUAAUAUGCAUUAGCCUUUUAUUAGCUGUACUCGUAUUUUCACACUUCUGCGAUGAGUUAAGAUAAAUGGGCCUAUUCAGUUACUGCCAGAGCAGUUUAUUGUGCGGUGUUUGCAUGUGCAUUUUACAAUAAAGUAGUUUGUUAUCCCACGUUCGUUAUACACGU
Molecule: messenger RNA, 3794 nt
Organism: Priapulus caudatus
Lineage: Eukaryota; Metazoa; Priapulida; Priapulimorpha; Priapulimorphida; Priapulidae
Product: dynein regulatory complex protein 1-like
Exons: 19
Coding region: 67-1995 (642 amino acids)
Biological process (GO): cilium-dependent cell motility; axonemal dynein complex assembly; regulation of cilium movement
Cellular component (GO): axoneme; axonemal dynein complex
Source: RefSeq, a predicted model, not a curated record